This is a messenger RNA of Cyphellophora attinorum, 798 nucleotides long. RefSeq lists its product as uncharacterized. The transcript has a single exon. Bases 1 to 798 code for a protein of 265 amino acids. Lineage: Eukaryota; Fungi; Ascomycota; Eurotiomycetes; Chaetothyriales; Cyphellophoraceae. The record is from RefSeq and is a predicted model, not a curated record.
AUGGACAGCACCACUCCAGUCCUCGCCGCCCUCGACGCUCUUCUGGCCUCUGUAAAGUCCACCACGCUUACUCUGACGUAUCCCUCAAUUCCCGUCACAUCCUUCUUCCGUGCCAAAGACAUUGGUCUCUUCAAAGCCGAAGUUUCUCGUCUUGUUCCUGUCCUGCAAUCUCUCCGGUCACGCCACCUCGCGUUGCCCUCGGAUCUGGAAACGCAGCUCAUAGAAGUUCUGUUAGCUUGUGACACGGUCAGAGCAGAGAGCCUUUUUCUGCUGUCCAAGGACGACUCUGAGGAUGAUGAUGUGGAAGACGGGGAGCACGCAAGGCACAGGUCAGAGGAGAGCCUCAGCAGCUCGCCGAGCAAGCAAAAGGUCUACCGAGCCUCUUGGAUGCUCUGCUUGCACCGAGAUAAUGCAUUUUUGCUGCGGCAUCGCUUGAUGCAAUAUCGCUGUGUCCUCGAAGCGACGCUAGCAAUAGCGAAUCUGUUGUCGCUCAAGGCAAUCGCUCGCACAGCGAUGUUUUCUCGUGCCGCUGUCAAGGACAUCUCCGAUCAGCUGGCGGCGCUCAAGCGAGCCCUGACGCAAGUCAUGGGCGGCAAUCCAGCGAACUUUGAGGUGAAAGAAUUUGGUUUAGUGAACGAAGGGCAGAAGGUGGAUGGGGCGGCGUUCCUCAGACGAGGGCUCGUGGCUGUCAGGGCGGCGGUGCAUGAUCCUCGGGAUCUGGGAGUGACGGGUCCGAGUAGCGAGUUGAUCAUGUUCGUGGAUCGAUUACUGGUUGAAGGUAUUCGAGAGGGCUGGUAA